UUUCACCACCACUACUACUGGGAAGCCAAGAUUAUUUAAAUGUCCUGUUAUUUCAACACUCAUCGAGUAAUACAUUCAGGAAAAUGGCGGUGGUUACGCGGCACGCACUGUUGUUAAAUCCUACCCAGGGGAUCGCACACGCAGAAACACUAAUGUAUUGGAAACAGACGAGACCGUCUAUGAGCACGUGAGUAAUCCCUGGCUCACGUGACGCACACUGUUUAGUCAUGGCCGACGACUACAGGCGACAAGGUUUCGAGUUGGAGAGAAGGAUAUUUGAGUUAGACAUCAAAUGUUCCAGUCUCAGAGCUGAAAAGCAAGAUGAUGACUAUUUACAGAAUGCGUCUGCCAUACUAGACAAGUUGAAAAGCUAUUACAGGCAAGGAGGGGAAAGUAGCAACCUUUCCAAGGUGCUUCAGGAUUACACACAGGUGAUCCUUGACAUCACAUUUUAUGAAGAGAAUAAACUGGUUGACCAGGAGUUCCCUGAGGACUGUUCACCAUUUAAAAUCCAGCAGCUGCUGCAAGACCUGACUGAGCCAGAGGUUUUGGCGGGGAGGCUAGCACCAGCACAAGAAGUGCAGUCUGUGUUGGGCCUGGAGCUGUUAGAAUGCCUCUAUUGGAGACGUGGAGCUCUGCUGUACAUGUACUGCCACACCCUUCAUCAACGAAAACAGUGGAUUAAGAAAAACAAGGAUACGUUCCUUAAGUGUAUUCAGGAAGGAGUGCGCUACUUAAUGCGGAUGCUGCAGGUGAGAAACUCUGUAAAGCUCAACGAUGGGGUGGUGCUCCAUGAUACUGCUACAGCAAACUUCCUAUCUGAAGGCAUCUUCUCGGACACACACCUGCUGACAAUGAUGUACAUCGGGGAAAUGUGUUUCUGGGCAGUUAAGUACGAGGACUGCAGCGCUGAAACUAUGGAUCGCAAAGAAGAUCGCCUUCAGUUUCGGGACAUUGGCACACAGAUCCUCAACAAAUACGUGCUUGCCUGUGAGGGCCCGCUGCAAGGCCAGGGCUGGAACACUGAGAAUGCCAAGGAAAUCCUUAGUAUUUUACAGUGAGCCAAGCUGCUCUUAUAUUGAAGUUGCCCUCUGGCACAGAUCUUAGUUCAGUAUUCAAAUGUGUCAACCCCAAAUAAAAAUGGAAGCCAUCAGGUGGGGUGUAAUGUUAUGGAAGGUUAAGAGGAAGCAUGGGGAGAAGGUGUAUGUGAAGAAAGUCUUUGGAUCAGUGUCUUCUGGCAACCUCAUCCCAUGCCAAAUGGCCCAGGCCAAAGCAGGUUUGACAGGAUUAGAUAGGUGGUGUAAAACUGGCAGGGGUUGCAGUCAGAGAAGGAGGUUGAAUAACUUUUCGCCCUGUCCUGCUGAAAAAGCAGUUAUCAUCUUAAUAACGGACUGUUGACUGGGGCACUUAUUUUGCUCUGAGAAUGUGUUAUAAUAACAUUAAUAUGAAUUAAGAAGGUAAUUAAUAAAAUGUACUUUUUUUUCCUUUCA
Molecule: messenger RNA, 1490 nt
Organism: Eleginops maclovinus (Patagonian blennie)
Lineage: Eukaryota; Metazoa; Chordata; Actinopteri; Perciformes; Eleginopidae
Gene: rimoc1
Product: rab7a interacting mon1-ccz1 complex subunit 1
Exons: 6
Coding region: 228-1061 (277 amino acids)
Biological process (GO): mitophagy
Source: RefSeq, a predicted model, not a curated record